Molecule: messenger RNA, 2850 nt
Organism: Frankliniella occidentalis (western flower thrips)
Lineage: Eukaryota; Metazoa; Arthropoda; Insecta; Thysanoptera; Thripidae
Gene: Snoo
Product: ski oncogene-like
Exons: 9
Coding region: 589-2850 (753 amino acids)
Biological process (GO): negative regulation of BMP signaling pathway
Cellular component (GO): nucleus
Molecular function (GO): SMAD binding; DNA-binding transcription factor activity, RNA polymerase II-specific; RNA polymerase II cis-regulatory region sequence-specific DNA binding
Source: RefSeq, a predicted model, not a curated record
GGCUGGCCUGUCCGGGUAGCACCCCCUGCCGCUCCCCGCCCCGGCCGGCCCGGGCUCGGCUCUGCUUCGGGCCGGCUUCGGCUCUGCUUCGGGCCGGCUUUGCCCGAGGACGCUUGAGCCGCGCGCCGCCGCGCCGCCUGUAGUACCGUAGUCUUGUCCGCUCCGCGUGCGUGAGCAGGCCGACCUGACGCGAGGGAGGACGCCCGCCGCGCGCUCCGACUAGAAGCCGAUCGUGUUUACGAUGGACCGACGGGACCGACCGGCGUCCGAGUGAUCAGCGCAGUGCGAGCGGAGUGAUGGUGACAGUGAAGUGAGAGUGACGAAACAGCGUGACAGUGUGUGACUGUGUGAUCAGCGAGACGGCCGGCCGGCCAAGUGGUGUCGUUUUUGGCAGCGGGAGCGCUCCGCCGGCUCCGCCAGGCUGUGCGAGCUGUGCGCACCCCGGCAGGCCCCGCAGCCCGCCGCCCCGAUGGUGAGCGCGCGCGCGCCCCGCCCCGACCCGCAGCACUACAGCAGGAGACGGGGACGGGCCGGCCACUGCCGAGGCCGCUGCCCCGAGCAGACCGCGGCCACCGCGAGGAGACAGCCAUGGAGGGCGUGAAGCCCCUGGGCCAGGGCUGCAACCCGCACCUCAAGAAGGUGCUCAAGUCGUACCAGCUGAGCGCGCAGCGCAGCCUGCACGGCCCCAGCAAGCUGGACAGCAAGCUGGCGACCUCCGUGCUGGUGAACCUGUCGCCCGCGGCUGGCGCAGGCGCCGCCGACGGCAAGGCCCUCGCGGCCGCGGACGCGCGCCCGCCCAAGACGUCCUCCCCGGAGCCGGCGUCCCGGGCGCGCUCGCGGUCGCCGUCGCCGGGGCCCUCGCGGCCCUCGCCGCCCAGCAGCGGCAGCGGCGCGGAGGCGGCGGCGCCCGCGUCCCCGCGGCCCUUCAUCCACAGCGCGCCGCUGCUCUCGGCCGCGGACCGCGGCGAGGACGGGCGCGCCGAGCGCGUGGACACGGGCCUGGAGGGCGAGCUCAUCGCCUGCUUCGUGGUGGGCGGAGAGAAGCGGCUGUGCCUGCCGCAGGUGCUCAACUCGGUGCUGCGCGACUUCUCGCUCAACCAGAUCAACUCGGUGUGCGACGAGCUGCACAUCUACUGCAGCCGCUGCAACGCGGAGCAGCUGGAGGAGCUGCAGGCCACGGGCACCCUGCCGGCCACGGCGGCCUCCUGCGGCCUCAUCACGCAGACGGACGCGGAGCGGCUGUGCGCCGCGCUGCUGCCGCGCGGGGUCGCCGUCAAGGAGGCGUACAAGGAGGGCAAGCCGCCCGCGGACGAGGGCUUCCAGGUGUACCACGAGUGCUUCGGCCGCGCGGCGGGCCUGUGCCGCCCGGACGAGCCGCUGGCCCGCUCCAUCGAGUGCCUCGAGUGCAGGCUGCUCUUCGGGCCGCAGCAGUUCGUCUCGCACGCGCACCGCCACCCGGAGACGAGCACCGUGCACUGGGGCUUCGACUCGUCCAACUGGCGGGCCUACCUGCUGCUCGGCGAGGAGCAGAGCGGCCAGGCGGAGCUCAAGCGCCGCCUCGCCGCCUACAAGCUGCGCGCCGAGGAGCGCCUCAAGCGGAAGCAGGUGAGUGUUCGCGGCGGCGGUGGUGGUGGUCGCCCGGCUGCAGCAGCAGCGGGCCUCGCGGGUGACGUCGACAGCAAGCUGCUGCGACUGCCGGAUGUGGUGGACCGGGAGACGCCGCCGCUGCUGGACGUGGAGUCGGCUGAGAAGUACGACGCGGGCGCCGGCUCGGCCGAGGACGCGGUGGCCUACAUGAAGAAGGCCCGCCUGGACGAGGUGGCCGGGGCGGGCGGGCUGCCCGGCGCCGUGGCCACCGUGGCCACCGCGCCCACCACCUACCUGCCCUACCCGCCCGAGUGGUACUGGUACGACACCUGGGCGCUGUCCGCCUUCCGGCCCUGGCCCUCCAUCUUCACGGCCACCAAGGACGGCAAGACGGCGCCCAUGCCGUUCCUCAGAGAAGGGCUGCCCGGGGUGCCGCCGUACCUCGGCCACGGCGCCCCCGUGCUGGUGCACCCGGACCGCGUCGUGCCGCUCGGGGACUACGACCGCUACGACCGCUUCCAGCCCAACGUGGCCCUCAUGUCGGUCGCGAACCAGCCCGAGGGACGAGAGGUACGCAAGCGAAACACCAAUGAGAAGUACUCCCACGUGGACGUGACGAGUACGGAGGACGAGGGUCCCAAGUCCCCCAGCCACGCCGUGUCCACCAUCACCCUGAACCCGUCGCGGCGCUCGCCGUCGCCCCCGCCGUCCUCCCCCUCCCUUUUUGUUUUGUUUUUGGGUGUCUACAUCUCGAGUGCCCCCGAUGGCCGUGACUCCUGUGUCGACACGAGUGUAGCUGCUGUGCUGGAAUCUCUGAGUUCUGAUGAGAAGGAUGCAAGAUUGGCCAAAGUGCUCCGCUCUCUGGUGAAGCGUCUAGGUGAUGUUGAGGCUGAAAGAGGGCGACUGACAGCUGAGAAUGAAGUUUUACGGAAAAAAUCAGAGGAACAAGAAGCUUUAGUUUUGCAACAAGAGAGAAUUAUCCAACGUCUACAAGAGGAACAAGAAAGAUUGAAUAGCAAGCAUGAUCCAGAGGCAUUUCAAGACAAAGUAAUGGCCAUGGAAAAAGAACUUCGAACCCUUCGCUGUGAAGUCAAUCGUUUGCCCAAUGGUAGGCAUGAGAAUGUUAAAAAAACUGAUGCUGCCACUAAUGCAAAAGACAGUGAAGCUCGGAGUCCUGUCAGAAGAGAGUCAACAGAAACAAACAUUGCUGCAGAUGUAAGGGCACAUAUUUCAUUUGUGAAUUAUCAUCACAACUACCACUAA